Molecule: messenger RNA, 1701 nt
Organism: Aspergillus neoniger CBS 115656
Lineage: Eukaryota; Fungi; Ascomycota; Eurotiomycetes; Eurotiales; Aspergillaceae
Product: Iwr1 domain-containing protein
Exons: 3
Coding region: 73-1701 (542 amino acids)
Biological process (GO): protein import into nucleus
Cellular component (GO): cytoplasm
Source: RefSeq, a predicted model, not a curated record
CCUCGAGGUCCUUCAUCACCACCGUUCUUUGACGACACGGUAAAGGCCGCUUCACACCUCUAUUGAAGCACAAUGUCUUUGCCUCCAGAACAAAUUAAUAUCAAGCGUCGCAGAGAAGAGGAGCCGGUCGAGACUUUAUACAUUCAGUCAGAGCUGCAUCAGACUAAGCGUCGAUUCACGGACUUUGUUUUUCAAAGAGUUCAGAUCAGUGGCAAUAGCCAUGAAGACAGCUCGUCUAGCCCCUCUUCUUUCUCAGCAGCGCGGAGAAUAGUGCUUACUCCGCGGUCGGUGAGCAACACCGUCUAUCCAACUACUGGGGGCGUGACCAACCGCGUUGCUGGUGCAGGAGCAACUGUCCCCUUGGUAAGAGCCACGUCUCCUGGGGCAGAGUUCCGCGAGGAACGUCGCCUGGCGAACGCUCGGAAAGAAAAUGAGGAGAAAUUGAGAAAAGCCUUGCUUUCAACGCCUACAGAAAGCCAGCCGGGAACCCCAUCUGCUGUUCCAGCUUCUAGUGGAAUCGAUGCCGCUAGAAAGGUAGCGUCAUCUGCAUCCAGUGAGAGAGGAAGCCUGGCUUCCUCGCCGGGACGGACGCAAUCUCUACGCCGGUUCCAGAUAUCUAGAUCCACUACGCCAAUGAGCCCGCUCCGUAGCACAGGCGGUGGUGUCCAGAAACGCAAAGAUGGCGCGGUCGCGGUGCUCGUAGAGAAACUGAGGCGCACGCCGCAUUCGAGACAAGCGUCGAUGGUUGCUGAUGCUGCUGCUCAGGUGGAUGAACAGGCAAGCAUGACGGUUGCGGGCGCUCUGGCAUCCGAGCCCGAACGGCCGAGGAAGCGGCCGGUGGUGAACCAGGCGGAGAAGAAAUGGAGAGAGGAGCGUAAGAGCGCGAUCUCGGCUGCGAAGCAGCAUAUCUCACAGGUGCUGGACAGAGAAGCUGAGGCGGCCCAUCAGAGUAAUUGGGAGAAUGAGUCGGAACGAUUGGCAAGGGAACUGGAGAAAGUGGCUCUGGAGCUGGACUCAGAAAUGGAUGUGACGGCCACCGAAACAGACUACACGCAGCGAUCGGGGUCGCAGUUUUCGAGACCGUCUCGACCUCAUUCGGUGAUGCCCAAGCCUCCGUUGAAAUUCCAACCGCGCACGCCCAAUAAGCAUCGUGCGGGAGCCUCGGACGCACAAGUGAUGCAAGGGCCAGUUGAGAAAGUUGAAGAGGCGGCGAACACUCUGUCCGCGGGGCCUGAAGAGGACGAGAGCGACGGGGAGUACGUCUACGACACGUACAUACGGAAGCCACUUCCAGACACUGGACUGCUUACGGACCCAUUAGUUGGUUUGGAUGCGGACCAAGAGGCUUGGUUGCGGCAGCAUGGCAUUGAUGCGAAUCGCCAAGACAUUGGAGUUAUCGUCAUCACGCAGGAGGAUGAGGAGUACUGGGAGAACUUUGUCGAAGACGAUGAGGACGAGGAACGGUGGGAUAGCGAGGAUGCAGAUUCGAACGCUGAAAAUAAUCCCGCAAAUGACUAUCCAGAUGAGGAAUUGUCGUGGGAUGAUGAAGAGGAUGAUCCAACGGCUAUCUACAACAAAUACCGGACGUACGCUCGGUCUGAUGACGAGGAGUUCGACUUUGACGACUCAGCCAGUGAGGGGCGCCAUCGUAGUGGAUUCGGGUUUCGGUCGCACGUGGAUUCAGACGACGAGAGCUGGUGA